UCACACAAAGUUCGUGCCACAACUUGUGAGCCUAACAGUAGGUUGUGCCAUAAAUGCUGUUUUUUAUUUAAAUUAUAUGUAUUUUAAAAUCAGGUAGAUAAAGCAGAUAGACAGAGAAACCAGUGCUGGGUUCAGGAAAGGGAGGGCCCGGGCUGAUGAAUAUCUGCGUUGACGUUAGAUUUUCCUGUUUCACAGCUAGUCGUGUUACAUAUUCAUACUCAUUCAUGCAGCGGUUGAGUCACCUGCUCUGCCGUCACUGAGGACAGAAGUGUUACUGACUAACUUCACCUAAGAGAAGUAGCUACAAUGGCCUCCUCGUGUAACAUGUUACCAGAAAAACAGUUCCAGUGCACCAUCUGUCAGCAAGUGUUCACCGACCCGGUCACCACUCCCUGUGGACACAACUUCUGCCAGGCCUGCAUCCAGACUGUGUGGGACAGCGGUGACGUCUGCCACUGCCCCACCUGUAACAAAUCAUUCACCUCUCGGCCUGAAUUAAGCAUCAACACAGCCUUCAAAGAGCUGGCAGAUACAUUUAGGAAGAUUAUAGUCUGUUCGUCGGCUUCACCGCUGUCCGCAGCCAAACCAGGUGAGGUGGUGUGUGAUGUCUGCGCUGCAACGUCCCUGCAGGUGAAGGCCCUGAAGUCCUGCCUGGUGUGUCUGACCUCGUACUGCGAAGCCCACCUGGAGCCUCACCAGAGAGUCGCCACCUUGAAGAUCCACAAGCUGAUCGAGCCAGUGAAGAACCUGCAGGACAGGAUGUGUAAGAAGCAUGAGAGGCUGCUGGAGAUGUUCUGCAGGGACGAACAGAAGUGUGUGUGCCAGUUCUGCACCGAGACGGUGCACAAAGAUCACCAGGCUGUUACAAUACAGGACGAGAGUGGGAAGAGAAAGAUCCAAAUCAAGAAGACAGAGGAAGACUUUCAGCAGAUGAUCCAGGAUCGGCUGAAGAAAGUGGACGAGAUCAAAAACUGUCUGAAGCUCAGCACGAUGAGCGCAGAGAAGGAGAUGAAGGAGAGCGACCAUCUCUUCACGUCUUUGAUUCGCUCCAUCAAGGAGAGACAAACCGAAGUCAACACGGAGAUCAAGGAGAAGCAGAAAGCAGCAGAGAGGAGGUCAGAGGAGCUCAUCAGUGAGCUGCAGCAGGAAAUCACUGAACUGCAGAGAAGAAACAAUGAGCUGGAGGGGCUGAGGAACACUGAGGACCACCUGCACGUCUUACAGAGGUCGCCCUCUCUUACGUCACCUCCCCCCACCAGGGUGUGGAUGGAGAUCGGCGUCCACCCUGAACUCUGUGUUGGGACAGUGAGGAGAGCGCUGUCCAAAGUGGAAGACACUCUGAGGAAAGAACUGAACAAUCUGAAGAAGGAAGAGAUGAAAAGGAUGCAGAAAUAUGCAGUUGACGUGGUUUUAGACCCGGACACCGCCCAUCCAAACAUAGUCCUGUCAGCUGAUGGGAAGCAGGCAGGCCGUGGCGAGCUGCUGCCCAUCGUGCCUGACAACCCCCAACGCUUUGACCCUGUCAUCUGCGUUGUGGGCAAGCAAGGCUUCCAGUCCGGGAGGUUCUACUUCCAGGUUGCAGUGGGAACAAAGACCUUCUGGGAUCUGGGCGUAGUCAAAGAGUCCGUCAACAGGAAGGGGAUGAUCACUUCCAAGCCAGAGAAUGGCUAUUGGACAGUGCGGCUGAGGAGCGGGGACGAGUAUCGCGCUUUGGACUCCCCUUCGGUCCUUCUUUCCCUCAAGGAGAAGCCGCAGAUUGUCGGGGUAUUUACGGAUUACGAGGAGGGGACUGUGUCGUUCUUUAACAUGGAGGCCAGGUCUCACAUCUACACCUUCACCGGGUGUUUGUUCUCGGAGAGGAUCUUCCCCUUCUUCAGCCCGGGUGUUUGCGAUGAAGGGAAGAAUACAGCACCACUGGUUAUCACAGCUGUUAACCAUGAGACAUAGACUUACUUUGACUUUGUUUUGAAGCUGCAAGAAAAAUUCUGACUUGCAGAACUGAUCAAGUAUUUAAUGUUAAAGUAUCUGGGUGUCUACUGUACAAACACCAGCAGUUCUCAAAGAUCUGAAUGUCGCACACAAAACAAGUUAUCACAGCCUUGAAGCUUUUCCGCCUAAUGAAAUAUAAGGUAUAAGGUAUAGCUCUUGUAAAAUGUUUUUUUUUGCACUGCAGUGUAAAAAGAUGCAUUCAGAGCCUGGACUUUGCGUCAGAUAAUCAGUUUCUCAGUUUCAGAGUUCUCUAACCAGCCGUGAUAUUAAAGCUGAUGUUCACACACUCAGCCAACCACAAUCAGAACUGCUGCUUUAAUAAUCCAAACAGUAGUAUUAUUAAGUAUUUGACUAUAGACCUAAUAGUAAUAGACAGAGGAAAAUCUGAAUCAUUCAUGUUAUUAAUACACAUUAUAUUGAUCUCAAACAAAACGGCAUGGCUGGAAAAUAUAUUUUUGGGUUCAAGUUCACCAUAAUAAUACCAAAUGC
Molecule: messenger RNA, 2478 nt
Organism: Morone saxatilis (striped sea-bass)
Lineage: Eukaryota; Metazoa; Chordata; Actinopteri; Moronidae
Product: E3 ubiquitin-protein ligase TRIM39-like
Molecular function (GO): zinc ion binding; protein binding
Source: RefSeq, a predicted model, not a curated record